Molecule: messenger RNA, 987 nt
Organism: Morus notabilis
Lineage: Eukaryota; Viridiplantae; Streptophyta; Magnoliopsida; Rosales; Moraceae
Product: protein LAX PANICLE 2
Exons: 4
Coding region: 1-987 (328 amino acids)
Biological process (GO): multicellular organism development
Source: RefSeq, a predicted model, not a curated record
AUGGCCUCCUCUUGGCAAAAAAAUCACCAUCCUGAUCCAGAAUACGAUCAAUUUUAUCAAUAUAGCCAAUUAGCUGCGGCCGCAGGCCAACGAGAAUUAGUCGAAGAAGAACAAGAUCAAGAAGACUGGCUUCAGCUUCAGUUGGGGUUGGGGCUCAUCAGCAGCAGCAGCAACAGCAUUAAUAGCAGUAGAUUAACUAGGAAGGAGAAACAUCACCAACAUCAUCAUCAUCCUCAUGAUCAGCAGAUAUUAUUGACAGAUUAUGCUAAUUCAAACAAAAAUAUUGCAGCUGCAGCUAGAGCUGGAGCUUCUACUUCUGUCAUGCAGCAGAUGAGCACGAGGCAUAUUACAACUAAUGAUCAUCACGGCCAUGUGGGGCCUAGUUUUAUUGAUUAUCCUGCAUCAUCGUCUUCACCAGCAGCCCCUGAUCAUCAUCAUGAUCUGCAUAUUGGUGCUACUACUGCUAGCUUUCUGCAGGGUGUUCACGAAUAUGAUCACUCCCAAUCACAAUCCGAACUACAUAUGGCGCUUCCAAGUACUAGUACUAGUCCUACUUCCGUCUCCCUAAUCCAUCAUAAUCCUUCCGGCUUAUCAACCACCAAAUCUGGUUUGUGGUUUACGCUCCGCUCCUCUCUCAACCGGGAAUUAGGUGAAAAAGGGGAAGCGCUCCCACAAAUACAAAAGCCGUACAUUAGAGUGAAGGAGUACGAGAACGUGACGAUUUUCAUGGUGAAGAAGUACCUCGUUAGAAAACUUGGUCUCUCCAACGAAGCUGAGAUUGAUAUAUGGUGUAUGGGGCAGAACUUGAAGCAUACACAGACAUUGAAGCAAAUAAGGGAUGGUGUGUGGCUGCCGAGAUUGGUAGAAUCUGUGAAUUCAGCUGCUGUUGCUGCAGCCUCUAUUAAUUUUGACGAUGAACAACAACGUGACUUUCCUAGCCUCUCCUUUUCAAACCACUUGAUGUCUUUGCAUUAUGCAAGACGCUAG